This is a messenger RNA of Sitodiplosis mosellana (orange wheat blossom midge), 8603 nucleotides long. RefSeq names its product dual specificity tyrosine-phosphorylation-regulated kinase 2 (gene Dyrk3). Gene Ontology annotation, biological process: peptidyl-threonine phosphorylation; peptidyl-serine phosphorylation. The record is from RefSeq and is a predicted model, not a curated record. The coding region runs from base 5773 to 7629 and encodes 618 amino acids. The transcript is spliced from 7 exons. Gene Ontology annotation, cellular component: nucleus. NCBI's taxonomy places the organism in Eukaryota, Metazoa, Arthropoda, Insecta, Diptera, Cecidomyiidae. Gene Ontology annotation, molecular function: ATP binding; protein serine/threonine kinase activity; protein serine/threonine/tyrosine kinase activity.
AAUCACUCAUAGACGAAUGGAUUUUGGUGUUGCUCGCGCACUGGCGAGAAGAAUAGAAUAGAGGCACAGUCAGUUCUUUCGUUCGUAUUUGGGUUUAAUACACUUCAUUUGUAUGUACAGAAGGAAAAAAAAAACGAAAUAAAUAAAAAAAGAACGAAUUUGGCACACCAAAAACGAACAUACAGAAGAAGAAGAUAUUAAAACCAAUACCAAAAACCUCUCUCAUCGUCGUCGUUCAACACAACGCGAAAACAUAGAGAAAACACAAAGCAAAGGAAAAAAAGUACUAGCUAAAGUGAAAAAAAGGACUGGAGCAUACAGAAAGAAAACGGAAUCACACCGAAACUUCGAACAGAUUUCUGAACCGUGAGAGAGAGAGAGAGAGAGAGAGAGAGAGAGAGAAUAAGAAAUAACGAAAAAUAACGACGUCGCGACAAGAAAUUAAUAUAUAUCAGCACAACAACGAACUAAAUAGAUUCUCUAUCCAUUGCAUACUGUGUAGGAUAAUAAUAAUUAAAAGUGUACGUUUUUAUUUCUAAUUUCUCAUCUGCAUUUGUGCCAUUUAAAUCAUAACACACACAGUUUUUUUUUCUGUCGAUACGAACCAGCCAAAUUUAAUUCAAUGGACUCGUGUUGAUGAUGUGUUUUGGUUAUUCGACGAUUUCCUCGGUGCGUGCGAUUUUGUCAAAGUUCAUUGCGAUAGAUGUGCUUUUUGUGAUAAAACAACGGUGGCCAAGUGUGUAUUUUUGGACCGUUUUGUGAGUGGUGAUUUCGUGGGCAAAUUGUGACCAUUUUUGUCAAUUCAACGCAACCGAAAAAUGCGCUGAGUGAAUGAAGUGGUUGAACGAAAUAUUUUUAUUAUGUGAAAUGCUGAGGUUUCAGAUGCAAUGGCAAAAUGUUUGUGGCUACUUUUGAAGAAUUCGACCAAUUUCACGGUUGAUUUUGAGAAUUUUCGAGAGAAAUUACCGACAAUUGUGGGAAAAGGCAGAGUUUCUGGGCAAUAAUACCCAUUUGGAAGUACCAAACCUUGCACUUUGAUUGAGAAAAACAAAAACAAUUGUGCAAAAAUAUUAAAAAUUAAGGCCAAGAGCACCGAAAAACCGACUAAAAUAGGAAAUUUUUGGCCAAAAAUGGCCAAUUUUGAUCGAACAUGGUCAAUUUUCGGCUGAAAAUAAUAAAUUUUUGGCCAAAAAAGGCAAAUCGAUAACCAAAAAUAGCGAAAAAUGUACCAAAACAGCAGAACAACUUUCCGAAAACAGCACGAUUCAACCAUAACUAUAAGAGAUCUGCACAAAAAUACUCGUGUUUAAUGCAUAAAAGUGUCUUGUUCAUGAUUUUUGUGCAAAAUUUCAUCGAAAAUCUAAUGAGAUUUAAAGAAAUUUGCAUUGUUUUUCAAAAAAAUUGGUGAUUGAAUGUAAGAAAUUGUGAUUUAGUCCAAGAAAUGAUGAAUCUGCCUACAGAAACGGGCAAUUUACUCUGAAAAAUGAGCCAUUUACUCUGUCAAUUUAUCCGCCAAAAAAAAAACUGGUGCAAAAGCCUUCUCAUUGGCACUGUAAUAGUGAUGAAUUUUUUUUUCUCGCAAAAAUAAAACCUACUUGGCACAUGAAAUGUGAUUGAACAUUGUGGUUGCGGAGUGCGUGAUAGUCGAAAAUAAGGUUCGUGGGAUCGUGGUGUAUGUGUUUAACGAGAGUGGUUUUGAUGUGUCAACAUUAGAAUGUCCAAGAUGAUUAUAUCUAAUUCUCAUGAAGUCAAACCGAUAAGCCCGACGAAAAUGAUGCAAAAAAAAACGGAGUGCGAAAGAGCGAGAGAGAAAAAGGUUGCAGUUUUAUCGCCCAGGACCAUAUAAGUGGGAUAGCAUGAAUGUGUGUGUUGUUGUUGUUUUGCAAAUGAGUGUUUCGUGUGGCAAGAAAAAAGAGUGUAUGCAUGCAUCCCAUAGCAUGGCGAGAGAACAAAGCAAAAACAUUCGACAAGAAGGGACGGAAAGUCUAUUGGGCAGCAAACAAGUCAUAUAAUUUUUUUUUAUUCGCUGCUGCUGCUGCUGCUAGCUACAACUAGCUCCUUCCGUAUCAAAUCCUCGUUUUGCACAAUUUACACUGUACAUGAGUCAAGUGCCAUGUUGUUGUUGCUUUUUCUCGCUCUCAUCGUCGAUAUUAAUACAAAUUCAUGCAUAUUAGAGGCAGCGAGAAAAAAAAACGAACGGCAGCGAAAUAUAAUAUAUAUGUUUUUGUAUCCAUAGAGAGAAAGGAAGGAAAAAGCGAGCGACUCAAGUGCGUUAUUGUGUGUCAGCAGCCCAUUGUCGUGUAUGAUUCGUUCUCUUGCACCAAUACAAUCAGCUCACUUCUCGCUGUGUAUGCAUACAUAUACAAAUACACACCGAGAGAGAGAGAGACUCAUAAAUCCAAAAUAUACAUUGGUAUCGCGCGCGGCUCACACACUCACUCACACACACACACAUACACACAUGCAUAUGUUCCGUACACAUUUAUGUUCGCUUCAAUUAUCUCGCUCCCAAUUGUGAAAUGAAAAGUCAAUAAACUACCAACGUUCUUCUUUUUUCUUUCAUUUUUUUUCUCUUCUUUCGCCUUCUGUCUCUCCCUCUCUCUUCCACGGCUCACGCAUGCUGAAGCAUAGAUCCAAUGAAUCGUCUACUCUGCAUAAUAACAAUUAAACAUUUCAUUCUAUGAGCUGUUAUUGUUGAUUUUGUUCUGUGUGUUUUUCUUUUUGGAGAGGCCUAUGCGUUUCGGCCCAACUAUUCCGUCGUCGACAGUUUUGUUUGUUUUCAUUUUUCUUUUGCUGUGACUGACUCUCAGGAAACACUAUCAAAACAAGAGAAAAGAAAAAAAAAAUGAGAAGAGAAAGAGAUCGUCGUCGUCUGCCCUGCAUCGUUUUUAUGGUUCACUUGCGACUACUUUAACGAUCGAAUGGCUUUGUUUUUAACGAGCUAACGAAUCAAUUCGUUCUUCUUACUCGUCGAAAUAGAGACUCUAUUUGGUCGGAGAGAACAUUCGGUUCUGAAUGAAUCAGAGAGAGGGAGAACGGAUCACAUUCUUCUUUAUCAUCAUUCUCAUUCGCAGCUACACACAUUCCUAUAAACUAUUCCAAUGCAUUUUGCACUCUUUUAUCUCUAUACACACUCACUCACUCUCUCUCUCUCUCUCUCUCUCUCUCUCUCUACUGGCAAACGAACUGUUGCCAAAGGAGGUUGCAAAAUUUCACUGCCAAAUUAUUUCGGGGUUAUUGUUUUCUUUGCGCUGUUUGCACUGUUCGCAACGAUACUUUUUUGCCUUGCUUAAUGAAUGAGAGCUGAACGAAUAAAUCCGUAAAUAGCAAGAAAACGACAAAAACAGAUUCGAAGAAGAAACCGAGAAAAAAAAACACCGAGAGAAAGAGAACGAAACACCGUAAGAGAGAAAAAGAGACCGUGGUAGAGAUCGAGUGAGUGAAUGAGUGCAAGAUUUAAAAGUGGAACCCGAAAACAAACAACAAAUGUGAAAUGUUGGUUUUUGGAAAUUCUGGGUUAUAUAGUUCAUGCGGAAAUCAGAUCUAAUUGGCAACGCUCAGUUUAGUUGCUGGCAAACGGCAACCAAUUCAACAUUUUACAGCGACGUAAUUCGUCUAAUGAAUUUUUAAUUUCGUUGAUUGCGAGUUUAUCUUGAUGUAAAAAUCAGCAUUGUGUCUGUGUGAGUGCCUUUCGCACUAGCCAAAACAAUGGUACAUUCUUAGCGAAAAUUAUUAGAAUUCACCCACCUCCACCUCCCAAAAUGCACGUUUGCAUGCGUGUGUUCCACGUUGCUGAAACACUUGUUUUGGCUCAUUCCAGGGGUGUGCAAUUGCAACUACUGAGUCUGUGUCUGUGUGCGUGUGCUUGUGUAACUAUUUCAAUUUGAUUGUGUGUCAAGUGUUUUUCAGGGAGACAAUAUAUUUAUGUGUUUUGCGCGCGCUGCGUCCAAUUUUCGCGAACAAGUGCAAUGUGCACUUGGGUUUUUUUUCUUCCGUUGGUUGUUGGUUUUUUUUUUGGUGCUGUUACAGUAGCUCUUGUUUUUGCUGUUACCGCCGUUAUUUUUGUUGUUGUACACGGUCGUUUUAGUUUUGCAAUGACAUUGGUGACAUUAAAUGACCGAUUCUCGAUGGUAUUUCUAGCUUGGCUGUCUCUCUCUCUCUCUCUCUUUGUGUCAUGCAAUGAGUAUGUGUGACAAAUUUUGCGGGCAAUUUAUGCAAAAUCAAUAAAUCGGCAUGAAAGUGUCUCUCUGUUGGCAGGCCCAAAUAAACGAGUAUAUCUAUUCCCAUAUACUCUCUAUAGGAGAGUAUCACAUUUUGCGGAAAAUGACAUUCAAAAACAACAGCCAAAUCCAUUAGUCACUAAGCUCAUGGCCAAUUCCGGUCAUAAUGGUUUUCUUUUUCCUUCAGCGGCCGAAUGCCGCCGCCGCCAUCGCCACCGCAAUCACAAUUUUUUAACUCAAGAAAAUAACAUUGUGCCGAUUUUUUAUUUUUGGUUUUUGUCGUUCGACUUCGUGAAGGUUUCAGCAGUGAACAAUUGAACUGACAAAUUGCACGUUUUCAAAUCGGUUUCGCGGUGAAAUGACGAGUCAACCGAAGCAUGACCAAAACACACAUUUCACUUGGAUGAACAAAAAUGUCAUUCGUUUUAAUUAUAUAUAAAAAAAAAAAAAAUAUUGUGAUUUCUGAAGUUGAACUUUCGAAAAGAAGACAAAGAGAGAUCUGAAUUUUUAAUCCACUUUUCGAGCGAAAAAAAAAAACAAUUGUUCAGAAUGCAUUUGUGUGUGGAAUUUUGGCGAAAUAAAUCGAGGAUGGUGUGAUGCCACACAUUCGACAGCUAUAGGCCCACGCAAAGAGAUCGUGCGCGCGAGUGAGAGUGUUGCUGUUGCACCACUUGUGUUUUUUCGGUUGAUUUUUUUUUUCUCUUUCGUUUAUUUUUUUCUCGUUUCUUCUUCAUUUCUCUGUCUCGCUCUCUGGAACCACUACCAACUGCAGUGAUUCCAAUUGACACACAACCGGAGUGUACAUAAUCAAUUAAUCGAUAAACAGAAUCCAUCGCAGUCGAUUGCGAUUUUUUUUGUUUUUUUUUGUUUGGGUUUUGCGUUCAUUUUUCCAUUCUUGGGUUUGUUUUCCGCCGUCUGUUUUCGGUUCGAGUUUAUAAAAAAAAAACAACAAUAACGCAAAACAAUAGGCAAACCCGCAUCGACAGACACAGAACAAUAACAACAAAUUAACCAGAAUGUGACAGAACAGAUUCAAUUUGAUUGAAUGAUCGGAAAAACGACGACGACGACGACUACGACUUCGACGACGACGACGACGCCGCCGAUAACAACUAUUUCACAUGAAUACAAAGAAGCCAGAAGAAAUCCACAACCGGUCGAAGAACCAUACGCAUUUCUUCUCGCAACAGAGCAUUUUUAUCGCAAUCUAAGGCGACACAACACACAUGACGAUUUUCGAAAUAGUUCGAUUGAUUUAUUGAUCUCGAUAGCCAUUAAAUGUAACAUCAUUACCUAAUCUAAACAAACAAAAUCAACACACACACACACAACAACAACAACAAAUUAUAAACAAUUGUAAUCGUAAACGUAAGGAAUUAAAAAAAAAACGGAGAGAAAACCCACACACAGAUAGCAACCCACAUACCAUAAAACGAAGAAAUCAUAAGCAAACGACGAAGAAGAAAUCUGCUUCACGUUUCGCGCAGCGUCUCAUCUCUCUCUAUCUAUCUAACUCAAGUACAUCUUGCAACAUUGGGCUGUAAUAAAUAAAAUGGUUGGCAGUGCAAAAUCUGAACAACAAAAGCUUCCACAACAAUAUUUACCAUUCGUAUUAGGCACAGAAACCGCGUUGAAUUCAUCCAUCACUAACAAUCAAGGCCAUCAGCCACUUCAGCAGCCACAAUCACUGCAACAGCCAAAAGAAGCACCAACCAAAUGGACUGCAGCAACAACAGUGGCAGAAACAACGAUGACUGCAUCGGCGGUGGGCACCACCACCACCACAACCACAUCAACUUCCAGUGCACAAGAGCAAACGAAAACAUCAAAAGCAAACAUAACAACGCAAGCCUCAUCACUUGUAUCACCGACACCCAUUAGUUUAAACAACACCAAUAGCAACAUCACAUCGGCUUUGCAACAGAGCCAUCGCAGCAUCAUCACAUCAAGCCAAAUGAAAUGUAUCAGUGAUGAAAAGCCAAAACCAUUGGUUGCGUCGCCAACACAAGUGAUGAUAUUGUAUAUGAAUCGACUAACGCCAUACGAACACCAUGAAAUAUUCAAGUAUCCGCAAAUCUACUUUAUUGGUGCGAAUGCAAAAAAGCGACCGGGAAUUGUUGGACCAAACAAUUCCGACUAUGACAACGAGCAAGGUUCAUACAUCCAUACACCGCACGAUCACAUUGCCUAUCGCUACGAAGUGUUGAAAAUCAUAGGCAAGGGAUCAUUUGGCCAGGUGGUUAAGGCCUACGAUCACAAAACGCACGAGCAUGUGGCCCUGAAAAUGGUACGCAACGAAAAGCGAUUUCAUCGCCAGGCACAAGAGGAGAUUCGCAUUUUAUCGCAUUUGCGUAAACACGAUAAGGAUAAUUCAAUGAAUAUUAUUCAUAUGUAUGAUUAUUUCACAUUUCGUAAUCAUAUGUGCAUCACGUUCGAGCUGCUCUACAUCAAUUUAUAUGAAUUAAUCAAAAAGAAUAAAUUUCAAGGGUUUAGUUUACAAUUAGUACGAAAAUUCGCACAUUCGCUGCUGCAAUGCUUGGAUGCGUUAGCUAAAAAUAAAAUUAUUCAUUGUGAUAUGAAGCCGGAAAAUGUUUUGCUGAAGCAACAAGGCCGAUCUGGCAUCAAGGUGAUCGACUUCGGAUCGUCAUGCUAUGAGAAUCAACGCGUCUAUACUUAUAUACAGUCGCGUUUUUAUCGAGCGCCCGAGGUAAUACUCGGCGGUAAAUACGGAAUGCCCAUCGAUAUGUGGAGUUUAGGCUGUAUAUUAGCUGAAUUACUGACGGGAUACGCAUUAUUCCCGGGCGAAGAUGAGAACGAUCAAUUGGCAACGAUCAUUGAACUGUUGGGUAUGCCACCACAAAAAUUGCUGGACCAAUCGAAACGAACGAAAAAUUUCUUCUCGGCCAAGGGUUAUCCGCGGUACUGUUCCGUUGAGACGCUCGACGAUGGUCGUGUGAUUUUGGGUGCGGGCACAUCGCGUCAAGGCAAAGAACGUGGACCGCCCGGUUCGAAAAGUUUACGAAAAGCACUGAAAGGAUGCGAUGAUCCUUUGUUCAUGAACUUUUUAUGCGGUUGCCUUGAAUGGGAUCCCGAAUUUCGUAUGACACCGGCGGCUGCAUUGAAACAUUCAUGGUUUCGACGUCGAUUGCCCAGACCGCCACCACAGCAAUGCAACAACACAUCGAAUGCCGGCUCGACUGAAUCAAAUACAGCAAUGCCGGCCAUCGCUGCUGCUGCGAUCAUAGUCGCAACACCAACCACCACCAUUACGAAAACAACAACGGCAGCCGUUGCGGUAGCAACAACAAACACAUCAACCACAACAACGAGAUCGAACAACAAAGAAUUAUCAAUCAGUGACGUUAGCCAAUCCGAAUCAAAUUUAGCUUCCUGUGCAGCAACUUCGUAGCAUUUUGUGUAGUGACAUUUCAAUAUCGAUGCAAUGCCGUCUCAAUCGUUCACACAACAUAAUCGUACACACUCAUUCACACGCACACACACAGACACAAGCACGGUAUUCAGCGAGCUCUGAAUUCACGUAACAUUUGCCAAACCAAAUACGAAGCAAAUUUAAUAUGAAGAAAAAUCGAGUCGAUUUUUGAAUUGUAACAGUCGCUAAUUUAAGCUUGAAACUUCGAUUUUGAAUCGAACGUUUGCACUUCUCCAGAGUGAGCCACAUAGACUUUCUUGAAUAAGCGACAUAUGUGUUUAAAAUAAUUGCUUCCAAAUUUCGAAAAUCUGGUAUUUUCAAAAGAAUGUGAAGCCCACUCGGGAUGAACUUGGAGCGUGAAAUUUAAAUUUGAAUUAACUUGGAAUUUUAGGCUUAAAAACAGAGCCGGCGACAGCAGAGGCGAGUGGUGAAAGUUGAGAUUUAUGCUUAAAAUCCAAGCUUAACCCAUUUGCUAUCGAACAUUUGAUUUCCCAUUCGAAAUGGUCGAGUUCGUAAAAUCUGGUAAAUACUAGGAAAUGGGUUCGAAUUGAAAUUUUCACGCUUCCAAAUUCAAGUUUAGUUCAAUUCCAAAUUCUCAUUGGGAUUUGAACUUGAAAUUUCGAGGAAUUCGAAAUAAUCCAAUUGAAAAAAUUUCUUUGGAGUUUCAUAAUUGGAUUUCGAGUGAAUUCGAUACGAAUUUUGACGUUCGACACGGGUUCCAGGCUUCAAGUUUAAAUGCGACAGAUCGAAGGCUUCGAUUUGAAGCUUGCAAAACAGAGAUUCUCAAUCGAAACGUAAUAACCGAUGAAAACUAAGGCAUUUAUUGACUAAAACUCAAUCUAAAUAUAACAAAACGAGAUAGUAAAAACGAUGUGGAGCUUAAAGUGUAGCUACUACACUGUGGCAUAUCGGUUGAAUUAACUUGCAUGUUGCAAUAUAUGGCUUAAUCAAAA